Plutella xylostella (diamondback moth) is the source of this 1385-nucleotide messenger RNA. Its product is annotated as pancreatic triacylglycerol lipase-like. Gene Ontology annotation, biological process: lipid catabolic process. The record is from RefSeq and is a predicted model, not a curated record. Lineage: Eukaryota; Metazoa; Arthropoda; Insecta; Lepidoptera; Plutellidae. Gene Ontology annotation, molecular function: lipase activity.
CAUUAUUAAACCCCUUGUUAAUACCUCCCCGAUAGCCGAAUUUUGAUAAAUCUUGCACUGCUAUAUAUGAGAGGAUCAGUACACGCUUCCUCAUAAACUGGGUAACCCUGGUCUGUCAUCAUGAAACUUCUAGUAGUGAUUGCUGCUUUCGUCACCAUAUGCGCUGCUAGCGCAAUCCCGGCGAUCCCGGGGGACAACAGCCACUACGUGGAGGGGGUGAGCCGCUACAUCUGGAUGCCCGACGGCGAGGGCGUCCCGCACCUGGUGGACCUCGAGGAGCCGGCCGAUGAGAGCCUCCUGAAUGACAUGUCCCGGAACGGAGCCAACAACCAGUACUGGCUGUUCACUAGGCGCAACCCCACCAACCACCAGCUACUGGUGAGCGGAAACUCCAACAGCAUCAGCAACUCCAACUUCAUCCGGGGCGCCCCCAUCAAGGUCAUCGUCCACGGCUGGAACAGCAACGGACGUAGUGACGUCAACACGGUCAUCACGCCUGCCUUACUCCAAGUGGAGAACUGCAACGUCAUCGUCGUCGACUGGAACCGGCUGGCCAACUCCAACUACAUCACGGCCGCCAACGGAGUCCCCGGCGUGGGCCAGCACCUCGGCAACUUCCUCACCUGGCUCGUGGGCCAGACCGGCACCAACUGGAACAAUGUGCAUCUGAUCGGCUUCAGUCUCGGAGCUCAUGUUGUUGGCAAUGCCGGCAGGACUACUGGCAGCAGGCCCGCUAGGGUUACAGGUCUGGACCCCGCCGGCCCUCGCUGGGGCAACAACAACCGCGCGCUCAACCGCAACGACGGCCAGUACGUCGAGGCCAUCCACACCGACGGCGGUCUGUUAGGGAUCUUCGACUCCAUCGCUGAUGCGGACUUCUACCCUAAUGGUGGAAGGAACCCUCAGCCUGGCUGCUGGAUCAGCAGCUGCUCUCACAGCCGCGCCUACGAGCUGUUCGCGGCCACCGUCAAGUACAACAGGCUGCAGGGCAGAAGGUGCAAUAAUACUAAUGAAGCGGAGAACAACCGCUGCUCCGGGGCGUCGUUCAACAUGGGCAACGCGCAACUGAACAAGCGCGGGAGCGGAAUUUACGGACUACAAACUGCGAGGAACUACCCUUACUAGUUCAUCAAUACAUGGCGAAAAUCGAAAGAUAAAUAAAUAAUCUAUGGGCAACGAUUAUACAUAACAAUAAUAUUAUUAAUUUCGAUAAAUGGGAUUAUUUUUACUUAUCUCCGUAUCUACCUACAUAGAAACUACGAGUAACAUCAUAAUUAACAACGAACGGCAUAUCAAAUGCGUGUUUUGCAGAUAUCUGAACAUGAUCAAUAUAGAUUUAAAAAAUGUAAUUGAAUAAAUGUAAUCUUAUCUUCUUAUUAACAUUA